Molecule: messenger RNA, 633 nt
Organism: Westerdykella ornata
Lineage: Eukaryota; Fungi; Ascomycota; Dothideomycetes; Pleosporales; Sporormiaceae
Product: glycoside hydrolase
Exons: 1
Coding region: 1-633 (210 amino acids)
Molecular function (GO): hydrolase activity, hydrolyzing O-glycosyl compounds
Source: RefSeq, a predicted model, not a curated record
AUGGUAAACGGCUACCAGGUGCCAGACGCUGUAUCAGAACUACAUCAAACCCGUCAUUGCUCGCUACCGCACCUCUACGGCCGUAUUUGCUUGGAGUUGGCAAAUGAGCCGCGCUGCAAACGCUGUAAGACUUCAGCCCUUACGGACUGGAUCCGCAAAACCUCCAAUUACAUCCGCUCGCUCCACUCGGACCACAUGAUCACAGUGGGGGAUAGGGAUUCAGACUCGCAGGCGAUGGAAGCUAUCCCUACCAGUUUGGCGGCUGCAAACUUCGCGUUGCCCAACAUUUCCUUCGGCACAUUCCAUUUAUGCCCAGACUCCUGGGGCGUCUCCGACUCGUUUGGCGACGGCUGGGUGGCUGCUCAUGCGAAGAUUUGCCAACAGCUCAGCAAGCCAUGCCUGUUUGAGGAGUACGGCGUAACCAAGGCUGCGGACCAUUGCCCUGUCGAAAGUGGCUGGCAACAGACCAGCCUUGGGUUGAAGGAUGUGGGUAUGGCGGGUGAUCUAUUUUGGCAGUUGAGGGACACCAUUCGGAGCACUGGGCAGCAGACUCAUAACGACGGGCAUAUGAUCUACUAUGGAAGUUCUGACUGGAAAUGUUUAGUGGACGAGCAUAUAAAAAGGAUAGGGUAA